This is a messenger RNA of Phragmites australis (common reed), 773 nucleotides long. RefSeq names its product carotenoid cleavage dioxygenase 8 homolog A, chloroplastic-like. The coding region runs from base 100 to 507 and encodes 135 amino acids. Lineage: Eukaryota; Viridiplantae; Streptophyta; Magnoliopsida; Poales; Poaceae. The transcript has 2 exons. The record is from RefSeq and is a predicted model, not a curated record.
UCCAACCUGGCUAGAGCAUCUGAGCUUCUAGUGAGUAAUCGGCUUGGCUUGCUGGAUGCGGUUACAGGCUCCCGAAGCCAGUAAUAAGCUGAAGGAAACAUGGCCGGCAAAACCAUUCGCGCAUGCCCCAAGCCGGUGAACCUACUGAACUACGUGAGCAUCGUCAUCUGUCUCGUCACAGGCAGGGUGAUGUUCCUCACCGAGACCACCAAGAGCUCCGUCAUGAUAGACCCAGACAUGCUCGACACUGUCGGCAAGUUCAGGUACACAGACAGAUUAAGCGGCACGAUGAUACAGCAGUCCGUGCAUCCGGUAGUGACCGAGUCCGAGUUCUUGACGUUGCUCCCGGACCUUGCCCGGCCUGGCCACCUGAUGGUGAGAAUGGAGGCACGAGGAGAGGAACGAGAGGAAAGUGGUGGGGAGAGUGGACCGCCGAGGAGAGCCGAUGUUGAGGUGGAUGCCCUCAGUCACCGUCACGGAGAAGUACGUCGUCGUGCACAUGCUUAACCGUGCCGGGUCGCACGCACCAAUGCAGCACGGCGCUGCAACGCUGAAUAUGCUAUCUGCCACACGUACGUGCCGCCCCACACCGAGAGGAGAGGGGGCAUUCAACCGGAAGCAAAUUCUAUAGGAUUUUUCUAUGAAAGGUCUUCGUAAGAUUCUGAUCUAACUACACAUCUUUUGAUUCAACGGCUAGACUGAAGAAAAGAGUGAGGGAGGAGACACACGUCAUCAUAUGGAAGGAGUUCUUUCGUAGAAUCCAUAUAGCCUAG